AUUGGUAUUUUAUCGGCGAAAAAGGAUACUUCACACCGAUCGGUGCAUACAUGUUUUUAUCAGAAAUAAGCGAAAUUCGAUUAGAGGAAAAUUUUUAGCACAUCAAGAUUAUAGAGAGCCUUUUUAAAGGAUAAUCUUCAUUUUUGUAUGGCUCUUUAAAUUCGCUCUUUCAAAAUUUCGGAUGUAGUUAUAGUGAUGAAGGGAAGAUCGGAGAGUAAAUCUCCUAGUCCAGGACGUAAUACCAAACACUGGACCCAAAGGAUAAGGGAGACUGUCCUUUCCGUCACUCGCGAAGGAAUUUUGGAUGUUAUGAUUUGUGGUGGAGCAGAUAACGGUCAGUUUUGUUAUCUGGGCGAUAUUGAACACUCAAACAUACACUACUUUAAUGGAAAACUACAAGAAGACGAAGUUAUACUCGAAAUACAAGGCAGACAAGUUGGAGGUUUCACUCACAAGGAUGCCAUAGAACUUGUAAGACAAAUUUCAAAAAAUCAAGCUCCUAUCUUAUUUAAAACAACAAAAACCGGUUAG
Messenger RNA from Dimorphilus gyrociliatus, 531 nucleotides. NCBI's taxonomy places the organism in Eukaryota, Metazoa, Annelida, Polychaeta, Dinophilidae. The record is from the annotation of a GenBank genome assembly.